GGCCGUGGGAGACUUUGACUUCAACGGUUCAGGGUCCCCAGGUCCGUGGGCACAGGGAGCCAUCAGUGUUGGUUAAAUUAUAAGAAUCACUCACACAUGGCAUCACCAACCACGUACCAGACCCUACUCUAAGCGCUUGACAGAUGGAAGGUUCCAUCGCUUUCUCCAGACCAUGACCGAGGCAGAGGUGAGACGCGCCUGUAGUGAGACUUCCUGGUGCUGGCUGGGGGAGGGUAGGCCCAGCUGGCAGUGCCAGUGACUAACGCAUAAAGGCCUGCCAGAUCACCCCCUUCCCACCUGCCCUGAAACACCUGUAGGGAGGCCGUGGUGUGGAGGGCUUCUCCAGAGCCCUGGGGAAAUGCACAUUCAUUCAUUCACUCAUUCAUUCAUCCAUCAAAAGUCACCAGCUCCUGCUGGGUGCCCCGCCUAGGCUGGGCACCAGGUACCCACCCAGUCCCUGUCCCCAGAAAGCUAGUGGGCCAGCAGGGCUGACCCCCACCUCCCUUCUCCAGGGGAAGGGGGCCAGGACGCUCCUCUUUCCCUGUCCACACCAUCACUGCCCAGCUACGUGUCUGCUCCCCAUCAGACCAGGGUGCGCUCCUGAGGACGGAGGCCGAGUCUCGGUGCCCACUCCUGUGACCUAGCGCCCCACACAGAGGUGUGUCUUCCUCGGGCCGCCUGGGACUUGGGACCUGGGACGCGAGGGGCAGGGCCGAGCCGGCGCCAGGCCACGGAAUCCGCCCGGCCCCUCACCUGAGCCGCCAGCCGCCGCCCGCACUUCCUCGACCCGCCCCGACCCGCCCCUUCCACAUUCCUGCCCCGCCGGCCCCGAGGCCGCCGCUCCGCUGCGCCUGGCCCUUCCUCCGCUGCCCCGCGAUGAAGGCGGCCCAGGCCUCAGGCGAGGAGGCGCCGCCCGGCGCGCGGUCCGUCAAGGUGGUCCUGGUGGGCGACGGCGGCUGCGGGAAGACGUCGCUGCUGAUGGUCUUCGCUGAGGGCGCCUUCCCCGAGAGCUACACCCCCACGGCAUUCGAGCAGCUCACCGUGAAUCUGCACGUGAGGGGCAAACCCGUGCACCUCCACAUCUGGGACACAGCAGGGCAAGUCGGCUACGACCGCCUGCGGCCCCUGUUCUACCCUGACGCCAGCGUCCUGCUCCUCUGCUUUGACGUCACCAGCCCACACAGCUUUGACAACAUCUCUAACCGGUGGUACCCGGAGGUGAAUCACUUCUGCAAGGAGGUGCCCAUCAUCGUCGUGGGCUGCAAGACUGACCUGCGCAAGGACAAGUUGCUGGUGAAGAAGCUGCGGAAAAAUAGGUUGGAACCUGUGACCUACCACAGGGGCCAGGAGAUGGCACGGGCCGUGGGCGCCGUGGCCUACCUCGAGUGCUCGGCUCUGCUCCAGGAGAACGUCCACACCAUCUUCCAGGAGGCGGCCAAGGUGGCCCUCAGCAGCCACCGUCGCAACUUCUGGAGGCGGAUUACCCAGAGCUGUUGUGUGGUGACUUGAUGGGCUGAGGCGCUCCUUCCCUGACCACACCAGCGGCACAGGAAGGAGCUGGGCGCUGACCUGGCCAAUUGGCUGGGCUGGACCCAGUCCCCAGGCUGUGACCACCGAACCGUACCCCAAACAGAUGGGCACCACCGAGGCCGGGCCCCUGACUCUGGCACUGGUAUCCCUGGACUGGAGAGAAACCCCUCUGAGGCCUGAGGAAGGGGGUUCCCGGGCUCACCAGCCCUGUGGAGGGCUAGGCCUGGAGACCCCUGGAAUCACUCCCAGCUCCCAGCCCUGGACUACACAUCCUGGAGCGGCCUGUGCAGCCUGGCGCCACCUCGUGGGUGUUCCCGGGCCUGCACCUUCAGGACCCGGUGGUGCUAGGACCCUCCAGACAGAACUCACACCCUGCCCCGUCCCCCUUCGCCCUGCCCAUCCCAGUGGUAACUGUAACACUAAAAUGACAUCACUUUUCA
This is a messenger RNA of Delphinapterus leucas (beluga whale), 1970 nucleotides long. RefSeq names its product ras homolog family member D (gene RHOD). The record is from RefSeq and is a predicted model, not a curated record. NCBI's taxonomy places the organism in Eukaryota, Metazoa, Chordata, Mammalia, Artiodactyla, Monodontidae. Gene Ontology annotation, molecular function: GTP binding; GTPase activity. Gene Ontology annotation, biological process: small GTPase-mediated signal transduction.